GCUUGGGAACGGGGCCUCCAGAGAGUGGCGGUGGAGAAGGCGGGUACCAUAGUUGCGCAGGGCGGAGCUGGCGCAGAGGUGGGCGUCCUAGAUCGUGAGAGCGACACAGUUCGUGCAUCGUUCCAGACGGAACAGGGCUUCGCUGUUCGUCUUCCCUUCGUCUUCCAUAUUCCGUCAUCAUCUUGUUCGUUACUUCAGACUGGAGUUAGUCCCCAACUCGUUCGCCAUCGCUGUCGCUUCUGUGAGGGACUGUCUUCUUCGGCUCGUACUCCAUCGCUUUCUGUUCUGCGAGGCGUGGUCUUCGGCUCAGUCUCCGUCGCAUUCUGCUUUGUGCGCACGGCCGCCAGCGCCGUUGGCGUAGAGUAGCAGGGUCAUUGGCGUGCGUGAAGACAAGGAAACGAAACACACCGGAAGAAGCACUAGCCGAAUCGGCAGAAGCGGCAGUAAGAGAGAAACGGCAAGCGGCCGUAAGACAGAGAAAGUGGAGUGGAGUGGUCGUCAGAGACAGCAGGCGUGUGGUUGAAGAGGCGGAUAUUGGCGCAACCCGGUUUUUGUUUGUCAGUUAGUCAAUCAAUCAAUCAAUCAAUCAAUCAUCAUGCCACGGUGAGAAUCCUCUGAAAUAGAAUAGGGACUCCUCGUUCUAUGCACACUAGAAAAUAAUGGGGUGAUUCUUGUGUGUCGAAGACGGGUUAAUUAUUAUAUUAUGUAUGCAUGUAUACGAAUGUUCGAGCGUACUACACCCAGUUUGCAGAUCAGCAAACACAGAGCUUCAUUGACGAGAGGGUAAAGGCAUAUGUAGGACAGACCGCAGCUGUCUUGCAGCAGGUUGGUGGUGCUUUCCCUUUUACCACAAUUCCCACAUCGUCGUACAAGCCGCCCCUUCUGCCGCCACCGACUCUACCGAUUCCUGGGAGCACAUCCAGCGGGACCACUUCCUCCACCAGCACCUCGACAACGCAAGGAACGAUUACUCCGCCAACCUUUCGGCCUCCUACAUCAACAACUCCAAUACCGACCAUCCGCGCGCCAGUGUUGCAACCACCACGGCAACCUGCAUCGUCAGCGGCUCCUCCCUUGUUGCGGCCGCCUACUUCAUCGAUAGGCACAGCUGGACUGGUGGGUCCGCCACCAAAUGCAAAUGGGCCUCUGAGCAUCAGUCAGCCACAGAACUCUACGUCAUCGAAUCUUCAAGGGAUGUAUCGGAUGACUCUGCCGCAGCUACCUACACCUGCACAACCAUUGCAGCAACCACAGUCACUUGGAUCGCAACCAUCGACACAGCAGUCGCAGCAGCAGCAAACACUCCCACAGGACCUUGCACAAUCACAUCCACCUUCACAGCAGCGGCCGAGCACUCUCUUGCCUGGUAGUUUGCAAUCAUCACCAGGAAAUGGAUAUGCAGGUGGCCCCAGUCAGUCCCAGAGGGUUGGGGUUGGUCCGAUGGCUGCCCCGCAAGCGGCCGCAGGAAGCACGUAUGGUGGUGGCGGUGGUGGAGGCAUUGGGACGCCUGCAGCGACAAGUGGUCCAUAUGGCAGUUACUCCAUGUCUCCAAGCAUUCGCAGCUCAGUCCCUGGUGCAUCCCUGAGCAGCGGCGGCACUCCAUCCCUUGGGCCUUCAAUGGUGGGGCCUCUGGGUCCGCCAGCAUCAUCCCAGCCAUCGACAGUGUACAGUUACAACGCUGCUGGUGUUGGAAUGGGGCGAUCAAUGAACAACCCUGGAGGUGCGGUGCCAACUAUGAAUGGCAGUGCAGAAUCUGCAUCUGGACAAGCUUCAAGUCGGGUACCCGGGGGAGGUGUGCCGAUUGGGCCAUCGCCAUAUAUGGGCACCUAUGGUGUGUCUGUCGCGGGAGGGUACCGGACAGGGAUGUCAUGAAGAGAGGCAGUCCGUGGUUUGGUAUCGUCUCUCUUCCUUUGGCCACUUUCCUCCUCCCCUGCACUUUGCAACCUUUGUAUUUUGGUCUCACCCUUUGCCCUCAGCUCCUGUCGUCUUGGUGGUUUAGAUAAACGCGUCGAAGUACCCAUCUGUAGAGGUGAAGGCACCUGUGUCACUGCUGUGUGGGCAUUCCGCCGCGCAACGACUCCAGACAAGGUAAACAACUGUCAUGGGUAAGGAAUCUUGAUCCUUGGCUUUUAACCCCAAGCAUGCCAAAUGGGGUGCCAUUUGGCAAAUGUCCCUCUCAGACCUCAAAGGCAAGCUCACGGUACGUUCAUUUUGCCACCAGCUGGCUUGUACCCUACUCUACCUUGAUCGGUAAGUUCUUCUCAUUCUCAUUCACAUUCAUUCACAACAAAGUGGAAUGCAGAGCAGCCUGUGAUUGUCCAUUCCUUUUGGUGAGCAGCUUCGGCAAGAUGCCUGCGGUCAGCACUGUAGCUUCAGGUAUGGUGCCGUGCUUGGUGAGUCUCGUGGCACGUUGUUUUCACAUAGUGUGAUGUCAUGUAUGGUGGUAAGGUUGAUGAUGGCAUGACAUCAGGUAUCAGGUAUUGAAAGGGCAGGUACUCAUUCACAUUCUCUUUUGUGUCCGGUUGGGAUUGAUUUGAUGCCAGAGUGUGAUUGAAAAGGCCCAUGGCAUAGGAUGUCCGUGUAUGGCUCUUCUCUCUUGAGCGUGAUUGCUGCCAAUGUUUCCUUUCUUUUGUCUGUGCGCUUCUGGCUCAAGCUCAUCCCCCGCCUGUGGACUGAGUUGGUCCUAAUCGUCCGUCGUUGUGUGUGUGAGUGAGCGGUCAGAAAUGUUCACUGCUUGCGGCAUGUCGGAGGUAUUCUUUUCUUUCCACGACAAUUGGUACUGGUGAAGUCGCAAAUUGAUACCGUCUUGUCCGUUGCUAGCUAGCAGUGUGUUUAUGGUGGCCGUCUUGUAUGUCAUGGUCAGUCGAUACGUGACACGAGUGUAGUGGUGGUAGUCAUGGAUCUUCCUGGACCAUCCUCCAGACCGGCCAAGGCGGUGAUCUGUAACGAUAAGAGGCAACACAAAGAAGAGUGGCACACAUUCAUCAGCAAGGUAAAUGAUGCUUAUGGAAGUUGGACUCUUCACUUACCGUCAGUCACCAUGGUAAGUCGAAGGUAAAUGAUGGUGACGGAACUUGAACUCUUCCUAGGAAUGAUGCCUUGGUCUUCUUCAUGGGUAAAGGUCAAUCAAGGGUAAAAGGUGAACGAUCAUGAUGGGUCUUCUUCAUGGGUAAGGUAAAUCAAGGGUAAAAGGUGAACGAUCACGACGGAAACACAGGUUUGUGCUCUGUUCUUCACUAGCCAAGGGAAAUAGGAUAUAGCAAACAUCUUGCAUUGUCAGGGACAUUCUGGUGGGAGGCGGAGGCGGAGGCGGAGGCGGACAGAAGAUUACGGACACACAGGUUUGUGCUCUGCCACUCGUUAAGCUACGUGAUAUCUUGUGCCCAUCUCGCUUAGGGAACAGAAUACCAUAAUCAUCUUCAAAGGGAAGGUAAGUGGUGAUGCUCUGCACAUUCAGGUUUGUGGAGUUGCUAGCCUUCACUAUGAGGGAAGGCAAAUAGCGCUUUGUCAGAAGUCAAAGGGGAUCAGGCACUUCAAAAAUGGUCCGCGUCUCCACAUGAUGGAGACAGAGAGAAAGGUGGUGGACACAGGUUUAUGCUGUGGAGCUGAAUAGAGCCACAUAGUUGUUGAGAAAGCUUUUUCGUGUAUUCUACGAGGCAACAGAAGACGUCAAACAACUCGAGGGAAAGGUAAAUAGUUGUGGAUGGUGAUGGAAGGUCAAGGACACACAGGGUUGUGCUAGAUCUACUGCUUCAUAUCAGCCCAAGCAAGCCUCUUGUCAAUCGUCUGGCACCACACGAGCUUGUAUUUGUCGACAGCAGAGACUUAUCCAACAUGAGUCUCAUCGGCAGCAGAGACUUGUCCAACACGAGUCUCAUUGGCGGCAACAUUGGCAUCCUCUUGUUCGUGUAACGAGUUGCUCAGAAGCAGAACUCAAACUUGACCAGCUGCCUUUCACAGGUUAAGGUAGGUGGAUGGUGUGAGUACUUGGUGGGGAGUAUAGAACCGAAGUGCAUGCGUGUGUUUGUUUGUUUGUUUGUUUGAGAGAGAGAGAGAGAGAGAGAGAGAGAGAGAGAGAGAGAGAGAGAGAGGUGAACUGCAGGGUUUAUGUUUCUGUGAAUCAUUGUGAAGGAGGUGGAAGUUCAACUCGGAAUGCUUCGCAAAAUAGUCUUUAGUGUUGCUCUGGGUCACCAAUUGUGGGGUAAUCAUUCCAGAUCGUGUGUAUGGUAUGCCAUUUCAUUUCACUGUAACUUGAUUCUUGACAAGGAAAUCGUACCCCCCCCCUUUCAACCCUCCUUGACCACGAAACGGACAAAACUGAAUCCGUUUUUCGGUCUUGAUUGCCCUGCUGGCGGUCUUUGAACAGGAGCAUUUUAGUAUGUAUGUUCAUGUUGUCUUUUCAAUAUUGUCCGACGGCAUGGUAAUGAACGGGAAUGACGUAU
Molecule: messenger RNA, 4442 nt
Organism: Chara braunii
Lineage: Eukaryota; Viridiplantae; Streptophyta; Charophyceae; Charales; Characeae
Source: the annotation of a GenBank genome assembly